UGUUCUGUUGUGGUAAUUUUCCUUCUGAGGGCAAUUGUCAUCUCUCGUCCGUCACAGAUUCUGUCCAAACGCAAUGCUGUGUUUUAUGGUGGGGACUCAAUCUCCAUGUUGGACUACAUGAUCUGGCCGUGGUUUGAACGUCUGGAACCAUACCAGCUGAAGGACAUUUUGAGUCACAGCCCAAAGCUCCAACGCUGGGUGGAGGCCAUGAAGGAGGACCCUGCUGUCAAGGCUACGAUGACUGACCCAGAGACAUUCAAAGGUUUCCUCCAGGUGUAUUUGAAGAACAGCCCUGAGGCAUGUGAUUAUGGGCUCUGA
Messenger RNA from Tauraco erythrolophus (red-crested turaco), 318 nucleotides. The record is from RefSeq and is a predicted model, not a curated record. Lineage: Eukaryota; Metazoa; Chordata; Aves; Musophagiformes; Musophagidae.